GGAUUUCUUGUCAUAAGUUGAAACUCCCCAGAUCGAAUCGUUUUUUCCUGUUUGGUCUUGUUGCAUUGAUGAACGUGAUUUGCAUUGUUAACGUGGCCACAAAACUGAAUCAAAGCUACAAACCUUCCCACUCAAUGCCCAAGGAGCAAUCUAUAUUUAUUCCCAAGGAUCCUAUCAACAUAUUUCACCAUAGUCAAACUGUGGCUGACACAGAUUUCGGUGACACCAAAGCCUUAAAUGAGGCCAAUGAUAAUGAGGAAAAGGACAAAGAAUCCGAAAAUGAGGAAGCCUUGCCAGAGGAAAAUUUUGUCAAAAGAGCUCGUUUAGCUAAAAAGUCAAGUAGGCUGUCUCGUGCAUAUCAAAGACUGCUUAAGCGGACUGUGAAAAAGAGUGCCGAUCAAAUUCGUGCUCGAAGGGAGAAGUCCAUCCCCUUCACCUAUAGCGACCCUAGGACCUAUGUUGGCCCUAUUGUUCAAGGUUGGCCCCCUUACGCCGAUCGGAAUCUUUCGAGAUACAUUAGACCCGAUAAGGAUACAUUUCCAAUCCAACCCAAGGGUAUAGAAAAGGCUUCAGCCCAAAUCUUGUUCCUGGUUCAUUCGACACCAGAGAAUUUCUCCAUGAGAGAUGGAGUGAGGAAAUCCUGGUUCUCCUUUGGAUCUGAUCGGGUGGACAAUAUGACGGCUUUGUUUAUUUUGGGGUUGCACAAGGAUCCUGAUAUCAACCAAAAAGUGCAAGAUGAGGCCAAUCAAUUUGACGAUAUUGUCCAAGCAGAUUUCAAAGAUCACUACAAUAAUCUGACUUUGAAGUCCAUGUUCUGUUUAAAGUAUUUGCUCAAAACAAAUUGGGUGGCAGCCCGAUGCAUUUACAAGGAGGUUUUAAAACUUCCCUUUUUCCAUUUGGAAGAUGUGCUCAUAACCGGCUUUGGAGCUCAAAACUGCAAUAUCACUUUGGAACACUCCAGCAAAAUCAAGACUGGCCCUCCAGAAAUGGAAGAUCUCCUACCCAACGAUGUUUUGGUCCAUUAUGUGAAGAGCCGUUCCAAGAACGUGCUCCUCAAAGUCACCCAUUUUGACUCCUUGCAAGCCAAAUAUAACGCUCUAUUGGCCCAAUUAGGAAACCAGACCAAGGAAACUCCCUUCACGAUUGUGCCCAAUUCCUAUUUUGAGUCUCGUGCCUUCAGAGAGGAACGCAUGAGUGCCCAAUACAGAAGGGACAUGCUGAGGCUGAAAUAUCGCCUUGAUAAGAAUCAUAACGGGACGGCGCAGACUUGAACAAUGUUCUUGAGGUGCUUGAAUUUUUCUUUAUGCCAAAAGCUACACUUCCGAUUGAUUGACCUGCUCCAGAAGACUUGAAAUCGGUAUGAAGAAAUCG
Messenger RNA from Tigriopus californicus, 1371 nucleotides. RefSeq lists its product as uncharacterized. Gene Ontology annotation, molecular function: hexosyltransferase activity. NCBI's taxonomy places the organism in Eukaryota, Metazoa, Arthropoda, Copepoda, Harpacticoida, Harpacticidae. The record is from RefSeq and is a predicted model, not a curated record. Gene Ontology annotation, cellular component: membrane.